This is a messenger RNA of Nothobranchius furzeri (turquoise killifish), 11356 nucleotides long. RefSeq names its product zinc finger protein 521 (gene znf521). NCBI's taxonomy places the organism in Eukaryota, Metazoa, Chordata, Actinopteri, Cyprinodontiformes, Nothobranchiidae. Gene Ontology annotation, molecular function: chromatin insulator sequence binding. Gene Ontology annotation, cellular component: chromosome. The record is from RefSeq and is a predicted model, not a curated record. Gene Ontology annotation, biological process: regulation of transcription by RNA polymerase II.
CUCAGAGCAUGGUGGAUUUGAUUGAUCUGUAGCAAAGGGGGAGAGGGACCUGACAUUUCUCAGUGAUGUGUAAAAACAUAUUGUGUUUGCUAAAAAAAAGAGAGAUAGAUGAGUACACAACCCCUCACCCCGCUGCCAUACACACGCACACAUGCAUGCAAUGCACGCGUGCACACACACACAUGUGCAUGCACAGGAAAUUAUCACAAAUUUGUGUGACUUUCAGCUCUUUCAACCAGUUCGUUCUCCGUGUUUACUCAGGUAAUCCGCUGCUUGGUGCAAAAAGCCACAUCUAGCCACCUGUCACUUUUGUUUACUGCUACUGGGAAUAAUCAGUGUUUCAUUUUGACUGGAUUUAGUGUCUUAGACUGGGAUGCAGCAGGACCAGUGUGAGUAAAGCUCAAAACUGGGCCUCUUCCAGUAUCUCCAUGUCUUCAGUCCUAAAUCAACAAAGUGAUUUGUCCAUCUGACUGGAAUUAGUCCCAAAAAGGAGAAAAAUACUCUUCCCCAUCAUCUCCCUGUAGCAGACAAACACGCUGAAGCAUCUUAGCUAAUAUGAACGUUUCUUACACCACCUCGGCUAUUAGAUUCUAAACGAUCGUGUCAGAUUCAGCGCCGUACGCGGCGGCGUGCAGCUCAGACACGCGCUCCUAUUUGGGCGUCAGAACAGGAAAAGUGUGGAGAUGACACAUGCGCGGCCUCUUGGGAGAGACUCACUACUUUUCCCACCAACUGUAAAAGAUCCCCCUCCCCUCUCUGAAUAAGAAGUGGGGUCACAGUGUUGCAUCAGACAAGUUGUCAGCUUUUUGUUUAUUCAAUGAAUCCCCAAUCCCCAAUGUGCCACAAAUGUUCUCACACAAACACAUCUCUUAUGACAAGCUCCUCGUACAGAACUCUGCUACAACAAGAUGAGGUUGGGCGGAUGAAAGCAUGACCAAGCUUUAGCUUCAGUAGAGCAGCUCGUGAAUAUCCAGCGCCGGAGCAAAGAUGGACCUGGGUAAUAGUUUGCCUUUAUGAGAAAGAGAGAUGCACUCGGAGGCUGUCAGAUGGUGUUAAGCCAUCAUGAUCUGCUUCCAGCUGCUCAGAGAAGAAGCUCCAUCUUGAAGCCAUGAGUUAUUUCAGAAUCAUAAAAGUGUGAGAAAAUUAGAAAGCUAAAUAGAAGUUUAGCAAUCGAUUUCUUUUUACUUCACAAAUGAGUUUUAAACCAAGUUUGCAUAAUUACAUUAUAUAGAGAUUUAUUCUGACUUUCUGGCACAGAUAACUUAUUUUUUAAGGAUAUGCAUUGGUUUCAAUAAAUGUUUUUCAUGUUGCAAUACACUGAUAAUUAGAAUUUUUUAUUUUACUUGUUCAUUUUUGACACAUAAAUGGAUUGCCCCUUUAUUUUAUCUUCAAAUAACUGUGUUAAAGGUGUGGAUCACUUAAAAACAUUUUGAAUGAUUAAUUCGGUUUAUAAUUGAUCACUGAGUUUUUCAUGAAAGCAGAACAAGAAAAUUGUCUCCUACACCUAUCUCCUGCUUUAGCUUAUGAUAGAAAAUAGACGGUGAAACUCUAGGAUUUGAAAAUCCUGACAGAUCCACGUCAAACUGUUACUUAACAACUAUGGACUCACCCUUCUUGAUUCAAUGGGGAAGGCUGUUGUUUCUUUAGCAUCCAGUAAACAGCAGAGGAAGUCUCAGCUAGCAGAAGCUAACUGUUAGCAUUAGCAACUCCACCACACAGCAGAACUCUUCCAGGCUUGUGUUAUUUGUGGCGAUAAAACAUCACUGCUGCUAAACAGUCACUGGAAGAGAUGUCCAAAUAUCAGGAAAUAAGUCUCCAAAACGUGCCGUCUGAAGCUCAGCUGUGAUGUGAGCAACUUUUAGGUCUGAGAAAUGGUGUACCGGUAUUAAUUUCCCCCCGAGAACGAUUUACAAGGCGACCACUGCAAAUGCAUUGAUUAAACGAAUGAUUCACUUCUUUAAAUACUCCUGUUGUGCACAUAUUCCUACAAAAAGACAGAGAUGAUUUAUCUUGUAAAUAAUGUCAUGACUGAGUGGUAUGUGGUCACUCUGAAAGGAUCAGCCAUACUCUUUGAGCUUUCCGACUAUAUGUGCAGACGUAUGUGGUCUAAUUGGAUGAAAAAUGUCAUUGGGAUGAUUAAUGACCUCCUUUCACGAAAAAAAAAUCCCUAUACAUUUUGCUUAUUCUUAAAAUAUUUAAUUGCAUAAAUAAAAAUUUCCCUCUGGGAUUUUGAAAGCUUUGCAGCUGAGUACAGAAAAAGAAAACGUACCUGUUCUCGACAUUAAGGAUCGUGUUCAAACAAGAGUAUUUACUCUGGGAGAAGGUGCUAUAAAUGAACAGAGAGGAAGUGGAGCACAAAGACUAUUCAGACUAGAGGAAACGGAGACCUGAGUGUGAAAAAUGGAUUUUUAGGAGCUUCUGUUGCUGAAGAAUUAGAAACUAACUAAUUGGUUUAAACCUGCAGGUGUCUUCCAAACAUAACUGACAGCACUGCAGGCAAAGUUCUCUUUUUUAUGUAUUUUUUAGACAGUUCAGAUGUCCUGCAGCUAUAGGACUAAUUCUUAUCCCUCUGGUAAAUAUGGCUGUGGCUCUUUUUUUGCCUUUCCCUACAGCUCUGCUCAAAAUUAAGUUGUUUUGUUCCAUAUAGGAGACUUUAAAAAAGGAAAGAGGGGAGGGGAAGGGACAGAACUCCCGGAGAGGGACAGGCCUUAAGAUGGAGGUCUUCCUCUCAGGACGUGACUGGCUGUUGGCUGGAGGAUGCUCAGGAAGGCCUUGGCAGACCAACAAAGACAGCCCUUCAGCUGCAGGGUGUAGUUUUUCAGGCCCCAGCAUCCCCUUUGGCAGCAGCACAGAGAGCGCUGGCGUGCACAGGCCCCCGGCCCGAGAGACAGGGAAGUAAGGCCCGCUCUUUUAUUUACUCAGGCUGCUGCUGAGGCCUGGGCAUUUCUUGUCUGGGUGAAGAAGGGGAGAAAAACAAGUCUCUCUCUUUCUUUUUCCUCUUGUGGUCUCCUGAGGAAGGCUGUUCUUUCAUCUGCAGUUGUUCACACACUUGUUUCGGCUAUCGCUCCUCUCUGUGCACACAUGUGCAUGCCAUGUGUGCACGUUUUAGUAUUUUUACUUGUAUAUGAACAUUGUGUGCACUGACACGCUUUUGUGUGUAUUAAAAAGUCAGUGUAUGUCUACAUGUCUUUUGGGAGGGAGUGUCAAAUUUAAUUUAAUUUUAAGUACAUUUCAAGUUCAAGUUCGAAUUAGUAAACGUCAUAAAAUUAUAACACGUCAAAGCUCUUUUUUAUGUGAAAAAGGAUUUUCCUCCCAGAAGGUAAAAGUAAAUUCUCAAAUAUUUUAUAUAAUUGUUUUCAUUAUAAUUAUUUAUCAUACAACACUGCAAAAGAUUAAAAGCAAAUGUUUUUUUCACCCCGUAUGAGCAUGCAAUGCAACUCAAGCCCAGAUCAUAACCAGACCACCCCUGUGCUAAUCAGCUUUACUGAUUAGCUUUUUACAGAAUUUUCACCAAAUUUUGCCUUCUAAUUUAAUUUUUAAGGCCAGAUGGGAAAGAUUAUACUAUGCUUUUUCAUUGUGAAUUACUAAUAAAACAACAAAGAGUAAAUUUUCAUUCUGGGAAAAUGUUCCAAUAUUUUCCAGUUUGCAUAUCGGCUGUUUAAAGGAUUUGGGGAUACAAUAAAACAUUUUAGGUUAGGUUUUGAAUUUAAUUAUAAACUAGUUCAUUGCUGUGCAGAUUCACAUUUACCCAAUCUUUUUAAAAUUCUGUUUCCGUGCAUUUAAAUGAAACAGUUCACAGUUGAAGAACACUAUUCAAGCCUUUAAAAAAGUAUUUUUUCCACAGAAAACAGUGGCAGCCGGUGGCUAUUGUAACUGAGGAGGCGGACCGAACAACAUUCAUGAGUGUGAAGGUGCAUGUGCACACAUCCACACAGUUGUUUUAAGUCCAUUACUUAACAGGAUUCUAAUGAUUAAAGGCUCAAAGUGAUUGAUACAGAACCAAGCUCGCGACAGUUCUUUCCUAAUUCUGACCUUCAGACAAUACAUCAGCUGAGCUCAACUUCUUAGAUUAAAAUUGUCAAUAAAAGCUGAAAUUAGGCAACAAAUCCAAACAAAGGUCUUGCCUCUGGGUGAGAAAAUGAAGGGUUUCAGUUUUCAUGCAAAGAAGAAGAAUAAGAAAAACUCUUGUUUUUUUUUAUCAUAGUUUAACUCCUCAUCUAUCUGCUAAUUUAAGUAAGGCUUGCACCUCCCACAUGUCCCCCGUAGAUACAACUGUAUUUAUGUGUGUUAUUAGAGUAAGGCAGUAACUAAAUGAUAAACAUCAUGCAAAGAAAGAUCAAAAAUGAAAUGAGGUUGUCUUGACAGCUGAGUAAUAUCUCUAGGCAAGCUCUUCCUCAUUUAAGACAGCAGAGUUUCAUUUAGCCUUGUAUUCAGCCCCAUUUAUUUGUUUGUUUUAUACUAUUGUCUCCAAGCCAAUAUUUUUGACUGUAAGGCAUGAGCUGAGGUCAUUCUUCUUGCACUGUCUUCUUCUCGUGUACCCUGGGAGGCACUACGAGAUCGGGCAGAUCCGCCUCCUCUGUGGAGGAGGGCACUGCACCGAGUCACUCAUCCUCCCUCAAACCACAGAGAAAGAAAACAUUGAGACAUGGAUGAGAGAAAAAAGCAAGUAAAUAAGGCAAGGUUUGCUCCUUGAGUGAAAUGUGCGUGCAGAGUGGGCACUUUGCCAGGGGUGGGAGGUUUCCGGGAGGGCCACGGUGUGGAGGUGGGCUCUCAAUGUGCCGCUUUCAGCAGUUUGGAGGGGCAAGGGAAUGGCCUCCGACCCCAUCUGUUUCCUGAAGAUAGGCCCUGAUGGGUGUAAGUGCUCUGAGAGGGCAUGAUAUCCUGACAAAGGGCAGAGCUCACAGCAAGAGAGAGAGAGAGAGAGAGAGAGAGAGAGAGGGGGAGAGACUGGAUCCUGGAAAGAGCUCUUGUUUUCCUCUGUCCCUCACAAAUCUUUGCCGUUUCCUCUUGUUUUUCCCAUUCCAAGUUAUGGCCAUUAGACAGUUUCUUUUUUCCUGAAGGGGCUGGGAUUACGUUGUUAUUUGGGUAAGGAAGUUUGCAGCCCUUAGAGCUCGACAGCGGGAAGAAGUGGUGUGUAACCCUUUGAACCUGUGGAAAUUAGUGUUCUGUGUUUUCCAUUCAUAUCAGCGCACAAUGAACCAUUGGAUUGGAAUGUUGGCAAGCUAUUUACGUGGGUACACUUUAGAGUCAUUGUGAAAGAGAACAGAGACUGUUGCAUUAGCUGACUGGCUUAAGUCUCCACACCUGCUCGACCUUGAGUGAAAUAGUUAGCAACCCGGUUUCCCUUUCCCUGUCCUCUCCAUGAAGCUCAUAUCCUCACACCAGCCUCAUGACAUCCUCAUCAAUCCAGGAUCAGCUGUGAUACAACACAGCACCCAUGCAUUCAGACAAAUAUGGUAAUAUGGCAUGUGUUAUAAUCUGAUAUCUGCUGACUGAUGUUCUGAAAUGCACAUAUUUCAUGAAACUCAUCCCUUUUGCAGCAGCAAAUUCCCAAAAUGGGAGUCUAAGUUGCACAUUUAAUCUUCUCUUUGCUGUUUUUUUUUUCAAGUCUUUUGAAGGGGUUCUUUUUUUUUAAAAAAAUAUUCCAGUGAGUGUUCAGGAAUAAUAGAAAUGUUCUAAUUUACCUCAUGCAGGGCUUACAUCCUAAAGUACACCCAUUGUCUUGUGUUGGCUUCAAAUGCCAGAGAGAGUGUGUUUUGAGUCACAGUGGGCUAAGCCAUUACAUGGCCACAUACAAGGUUAAUUGUGGUAAAAGUAUUUCCACUUAUUCUCUCCUCUAAUUAUACUUUAAAUUGCAUAUUUAAAUUUAACUUUUCAGAUAACACCUAAGGAGAGCUAUUGUUUCCGCUGAAGCUGCUGAAGAAAAAAAACAUGAUGUACACUGAAAAGAAUUAAAAAUUCAUACUCCACAAGUUUAUAAUAACCAUGACAAAUAACACCACGGUGGUCCACCUUUGCUAUUCAAAUGAACGGCGCUGAUCUUGAGGAUGACCCUUCAUGUUCUUGGCCUGCAUCAUCUCCCUCCAGUAAAGACCAGACUUCUCCAGGACAUUGUGAAGACUAUGAAUUUGGAGAGGAGGAAGGAGGCCCUGGCCUGCCAUAUCCAUGCCAGUUCUGUGACAAGUCCUUCAGUCGCUUAAGCUUUCUCAAGCGUCACGAACAAAGUCACGGAGAUAAACUCCCUUUCAGCUGCACCUUUUGCAGCCGCCUGUUUAAGCACAAGCGCAGCCGAGAUCGGCACGUGAAGCUACAUACCGGUGAUAAGAAGUACCACUGUGGUGAGUGUGACUCUGCUUUCUCUCGCAGUGAUCACCUCAAAAUCCACAUGAAAACCCACGCCUCCAACAAACCCCACAAGUGCCCCGUGUGCCGUCGAGGCUUCCUUUCCUCUAGCUCGCUCCACGGCCACAUGCAAGUACAUGAGCGGGGAAAAGACGGCAGCAGCUCAAGCUUUUCUAGAGCCGAGGAAUGGAAGCUGAAAGAAACCCGGAAAUGCAGUCGAUGCGAGGAAGGCUUUGACGUUCCGGAGGAGCUCCAGCGGCACAUCGCAGAGUGUCACCCUGAGUGCUCUCCGUUAGAAGAUGGAGGUCUGGGUGCCACCUUGCAGUGCAUCUACUGCCAUGAGCCCUUUAGUGAUGAGGGCACUCUGCUGACCCACAUUGACCAGGCCCAUAGUAGAGAUAGAAAGGGUCACACCUGUGCUAUCUGCUCUGAGCACUUUCUCUCUGUUGAGGACCUCUAUGCUCACAUGGAUAUCCACCAGCUCCCUGAAUCCAGUAACCAUAGUAACAGCCCCUCAAUGCUUACUGUGGGCUACACCUCAGUCUCUAGCACUACUCCUGACUCCAAUCUUUCUGUUGACAGUUCCACGAUGGUGGAAACGGCACCACCUGUGGCCAAGACAAGAGGGAGGAGAAAGAGAGCUGCUCAAAACGCAUCUGACUUAGGAGGGCGUUCCUCCAAACAACCCAAAGUCUCUUACAGUUGCAUGUACUGUAACAAACAAGUAUUCUCCAGCUUGGCUGUACUUCAUAUCCACCUAAGAACCAUGCAUCUGGACAAGCCAGAGCAAGCUCACACUUGCCAGUUUUGCUUAGAGGUUUUGCCCUCUUUACUAAAUUUAAACGAACAUCUUAAACAGGUCCACAAUGCAGAAGACCAUGCAGCCCUAUUAGCCAGCCUGCCGGAUGCCCUCCUUCAGUGUAAUUUUUGCCCUGAGGUAUUAAGUGACUUAAAUGCCCUCCAGGAACACAUCCGCUGUUCCCAUGGAUUCCCCAGUCCUGUUGCAAAGGAGAGCAAUGCCUUCUUCUGCCCCCAGUGCUUUAUGGGGUUCCUGACAGAGGCUACCUUGGAGGAGCAUGUUCGUCAAACCCACUGUGAUGGAGGAAGCUUGCGCUUUGACUCCCCUUUGGCUGUGACUCCCAAGGAACCCAUAGUAGAGGUUUACUCUUGUUCAUAUUGCACCAACUCACCCAUCUUCAACAGUGUUUUGAAGCUAAACAAGCACAUUAAGGAGAAUCACAAGAACAUUCCUCUGGCUCUGAACUACAUCAACAAUGGAAAGAAAUCCCUGCGCACUCUGAGCCCUUCUUCACCAAUAUCUGUGGAACAAACCUCCAUACUGAAACAAGGCAACUCAGCCUCACGAGCCACCAGUGAGUUCAUAUGCAAUCAGUGUGGAGCCAAGUACACAAGCUUAGACCUUUUCCAGACUCAUCUCAAAACUCAUCUGGACGGUCUACAACCCCAGCUCACAUGUCCGCAGUGCAACAAAGAGUUUCCCAACCAAGAGUCUCUACUGAAGCAUGUGACAAUUCACUUCACCAUUACCUCCACGUAUUACAUAUGUGAGAGCUGUGACAAGCAGUUCACUUCGGUGGAUGAUCUGCAGAAGCACCUUCUUGACAUGCAUACUUUUGUGUUCUUUCGCUGCACACUUUGCCAGGAGGUGUUUGACUCUAAAGUAUCUACCCAACUCCACCUGGCUGUGAAGCACAGCAAUGAGAAAAAGGUGUAUCGUUGCACAUCUUGCAACUGGGACUUCAGACAUGAGACUGAUCUACAGCUUCAUGUCAAACACAGCCAUCUGGAGAAUCAAGGCCGUGCCCACCGCUGCAUUUUUUGCGGGGAGUCCUUUGGCACAGAGGUGGAGCUGCAGUGCCACAUCACUACUCACAGCAAGAAAUACAACUGUCGCUUCUGCAGUAAGGCCUUCCAUGCUAUUGUUCUCCUGGAGAAGCAUUUAAGGGAGAAACAUUGUGUGUUUGAGGGAAAGGCCCAAAACUGUGGCACUAAUGGAUCUACUUUAAGUGGUGGAGAAGGCCAACCCAAAGAGGACACUGAAAUACAAAAUAUUUUGACUAACAGUCAUGGUCCAGGAGCAGGAGGAGCAUCUGCUGUAGAAACCCAGAACAGUCAUGAUGGAAGUGAGGAAGAAGUAGACACUGCAGAGCCCAUGUAUGGAUGUGAAAUAUGUGGGGCAUCUUACACUAUGGAGUCACUCCUAACUAACCACCAGUUAAGAGAUCACAACAUCCGCCCUGGUGAAAGUGCAAUGAUCAAAAGGAAAGCUGAAAUGAUCAAGGGCAACCACAAGUGCAAUGUCUGUUCCCGUACCUUCUUCUCUGAGGCUGGGCUGAGAGAACAUAUGCAGACCCACCUUGGGCCUGUUAAACACUACAUGUGCCCCAUCUGCGGGGAACGCUUCCCAUCUUUGCUCACCUUGACAGAGCAUAAGGUCACCCAUAGCAAGAGUCUGGACACAGGCAGCUGCCGUAUCUGUAAGAUGCCACUGCAGAGUGAAGAGGACUUCCUGGAGCACUGCCAGAUGCACCCUGACCUGAGGAACUCUCUGACAGGUUUCCGGUGUGUGGUGUGCAUGCAGACAGUGACCUCCACAUUGGAGCUCAAGAUCCACGGUACUUUCCACAUGCAGAAGACAGGAACCAUGUCUUCUAGUCAGCCGUUGGCCCGCAACAAUGUCAUUUCUCAAAACCAGCAAUCGCAUCAUGUCCAAAAAUUUUUCAAGUGUGCCUCAUGCUUAAAAGAUUUUCGGUCCAAACAAGACUUUGUUAAGAUGGAUAUCAAUGGACUACCCUACGGUCUGUGUGCGUCUUGCGUGACUGCCGCUGGCUCUAAGAGCUCAAGCCCGACAGUUAAUGGAGGGAGGCAGCAACAUCAGGGUGGAGCCACCACUCCAGCAUCAAGUGCUGUUGCAUGGGUACAAGGAGAGAGUCUCAGCCCUGGAGAUGGAAAAGGCAAAGGUGUCUCUUCAUCAUCCUCUUCUUCUUCAACCUCUUCAUCAUCAGCUGUCAAGACACGCUGUUCCAGUUGCAAUGUGAAGUUUGAGUCUGAGGCAGAGUUGCAAAACCAUGUCCAGACGGUGCAUCGGGAACAAGCCGGGGAGAGCAACAGUGGGCAGCUCAAGACUCCUCAGGUGUCUCCAAUGCCUAGAGCAAGUCCCUCACAAACUGAAGAGAAGAAGACUUACCAGUGCAUCAAGUGCCAGAUGGUGUUCUACAGCGAAUGGGACAUCCAAGUACAUGUGGCUAACCACAUGCUAGGCUCACAAGUAUCUGGAUCACAUCACCAAAUAGAGGAAGGACUGAACCAUGAAUGCAAGCUCUGUAGCCAGUCGUUCGACUCACCAGCAAAGCUCCAAUGCCACCUGAUUGAGCACAGCUUCGAGGGCAUGGGGGGAACCUUCAAGUGUCCCGUCUGCUUCACAGUGUUCGUCCAGGCCAACAAGCUCCAGCAGCACAUUUUCUCCGCCCACGGACAGGAGGAUAAAAUCUACGAUUGCUCACAGUGCCCACAGAAGUUCUUCUUCCAAACAGAGUUACAGAACCACACUUUGACUCAGCACAGCAGCUAACGUGGUUAGAGCUCAGCGCCUCGGCCGAGAACGAGGAUCACACAGAAUAAUGCCUGACCGCCAAUUAUUGUUGGCGCAGCUUUCCCAGACUGUCUUGUGCUGAACGUUUUGAUUCAGCGACACUACGAGAAACCAUUCUACACAAAGAAAAAAAAGAGUUAAAGAAAGACAGAGGAACAAACCUACACCAGCCCCGUUUGUUCUUUACCAACCAUUAUGUCAAACACAACUCGUUUGUACAUAGACUUCUUUAUGUGUUGCUUAACUACAGGUAUAUUGCAAUCUUAUACAGUAUUUGCCAAUGUACAGUUCAAAAUGUUUGUCCAAAUGAGAGUAAAGGGGAAAAAAUAUUGAAUUUGUCAAACAAAAGGGGGUUUUAACCCGUUGUGUGAAGAAGAAACGGGGUGCCACUGAGAGUGUAGAAAUCCGUGGGAGCUGGCGAGAGUUGUCAGAGGACUCUUUUUAUCAGUGGCACUCCUGCUGCGAAGUAAGUCGCUCUGUAUCCAGACGUGGUCAAUCAUUAUGGUUCAGAGAAGCUUGAUUCACCAGCAUUGGCAGAAAUCUUGCCUGUGUGUCUAUCGUGCAGUGAGACGGCUGCCAGAGGACCGGCUGGGAACGAUGGCGCAACAAAUCUGCACUGCCUGUGCUGGAGUUUGUGUGAAUGUUGUAAAAUGUUAUAAAAAAACAUGUAAAGGAGAGGGGAAAAAAGUGGGAUAGGGGACAGGAUGCUGAUAUAUGCAAAUGCAGUGACACAGAUUUGGAAAGGCUAGCUCCUCUGGUUGGCUCGUGAACACAGGCGUGACGCUCCCAUGUGGCUCCUAGAGCACGGGGAACUCUCCGGCCCACAGAUCCAACCUGUACAUUUCUGUUAUUAAUGUUUACUGCUUGUUGAAGCCAGACGAUUACUGGAAUUUAAUUUUUUAUUUUUAUUUCCUGCUCUGUUAGCUCUGUAUUUUCUUUUUCCACAACGACGGGGCAGCAAACAUGUGAAUUUGGGGCACGAAGGCUGAACAGUCUUGUCUCGGGGAUGCAUCGUAGUUCCAAAACUCAGUCCCUGGCUCUCCUGGAGAGUGCCCAUCAUGUUGAUCCUCUUUUCUUUUGCAGCAGCUGGAAGCCACUGUGGCACCAUAUAUAGAUAAUAAAAAAAUAAAAAUAAAAACUCUAUUCCAUUCUGUUAUGUAUAAAUGUUUUGCAUUCAUUGAACCUGAGAUGCACUUUUGUAUGAAACUUUUAAUGUUUUGACAUUUUGAUUGAGAAUUGUUCGUACACACCGUUUACAGGAAAUCACCAUCUCCUGCAGCAAAACGAAAGUUAUCUCCAAUCUUAUUCAAAUGUAUUGUACAAAUAUAGAGUUCUUUACUUGGCAGACCUCGGUUUUUUGUGUUGCACAUGUGAUGGAAAUAUUAAAAACUGUAUGAAGAA